Phycomyces blakesleeanus NRRL 1555(-) is the source of this 825-nucleotide messenger RNA. RefSeq lists its product as hypothetical. The transcript has 2 exons. Gene Ontology annotation, cellular component: large ribosomal subunit. Gene Ontology annotation, biological process: translation. Gene Ontology annotation, molecular function: structural constituent of ribosome; RNA binding. NCBI's taxonomy places the organism in Eukaryota, Fungi, Mucoromycota, Mucoromycetes, Mucorales, Phycomycetaceae. The record is from RefSeq and is a predicted model, not a curated record. The coding region runs from base 8 to 658 and encodes 216 amino acids.
AUUCGCAAUGAGCAAAGUUAGCGGUUCUGCCGUCAGAGAGACCGUCCGUGCCAUCAAGGCCGGAUGCGAAGAGAAGAAGCGUAACUUCACUGAGACCAUCGAACUCCAAAUUGGUUUGAAGAACUACGAUCCCCAGAGAGAUAAGCGUUUCUCUGGCUCCAUCAAGCUCCCCAACAUUCCCCGCCCCAACCUUUCCGUCUGCGUUCUCGGUGAUGCUUUCCACUGUGACCAGGCCAAGGCUGCCGGUAUGGAGUUCCAGUCUGUUGACGAUUUGAAGAAGUUGAACAAGAACAAGAAGCAGAUCAAGAAGCUCGCCAAGAAGUAUGAUGCUUUCGUCGCUUCCGAGGCUUUGAUCAAGCAGAUUCCUCGUCUCUUGGGUCCCGGUCUUCACAAGGUCGGUAAGUUCCCUACCCCCGUCUCCCACGCCGAUUCCUUGACCGAUAAGGCCAACGAGAUCCGUGCCACCAUCAAGUUCCAGUUGAAGAAGGUUCUCUGUCUCGGUGUUGCUGUCGGUCACGUCCAGAUGACUGAGGAUGAGUUGCUCGCCAACAUCAUGCUGUCCAUCAACUUCUUGGUUUCCCUCUUGAAGAAGAACUGGCAGAACGUCAAGUCUUUGUACUUGAAGUCCUCCAUGGGCAAGCCCCAGCGUUUGUUCUAAGCUCUUUAUCUUACAUAUUCGAUUGUUACGCGUAACAAGUAUCCAUUUUUACUCUGACGGUGUACCAAGGCUCUGGACAUAGGUGCCAGAAUCAUUGGGAGCUCGGAACUUUCGAUUUGUUUGUAUAAUAAUAAUAAAAGCUUUUUGUAAAAAAACAAUUACUGUGU